UUCUAGGUCGUGGGGAGCGGCAAGGAAAUCAUCCGUAGACCUUGAUGGUCAGUGUGAAAGAAGGAGACUCUCCAUACAACCGUCCCACAACACACUCCCUCUCACGACCACCUAGUGACUCCUUCGCAGACACCCCCACACAAUGCAUUUCGAGGACCUUCUGGAGGAGAUAGGGUCCUUUGGCCUGUACCAGCGCGUCCUUUGCUUCGUCCUCAUCCCUUUCACCACCGGGAUAUGCGCCCUGACCUUCUACUCCCAGCUCUUCAUCCUGACGGCGCCGCCCCACGUGUGUCGUCAAGGCGUAGGACCCGUAGGAGGGGAUGCCGGGGUUUUCCUGGGGAAGGUCACCGAGCUGCUCAACGCCACUGACCAUGACAGCAGUGCGAUAAAACCCUACAGCUGCCAUCGGUUUAGUGCCAACGAGAGCCUGGCACCGGGUCAGUUCAUGAAUGUGACCUCGCUUGGCCAGCUGCCUUCGCCCGACGUGCCCUGUGACAGCGGAUGGGAUUACGACUAUGACACGUUGUUCUCGUCCCUCACAUCUGAGCAUGACUGGGUAUGUGACGAAGCUUGGCGGCCGUACUUGGUGGUCACAGCGUUCUGGGUUGGUAACACUAUAGGAUCCUGGAUCUUCGGAACAAUAUCGGAUGUAUACGGCCGACGCCCGACGAUCCUGAUGAUCGCGCUGGUGUACGGCGCUGCGGGCGUCGCCUCCGUCUUCGUCAGCGACUUCUACGGGUUCUUGGCGCUCAGGACUCUCGUGGGGUCCGCACACCACACCCUGUCGCACCUGCCCUUCGUUCUGGUGGUCGAGUACUGCGGAAUGGACAGCCGCGUGGUGCCUCUGCUCACCAUCAUGAUGACAUACACCAUCGCCUCCAUCCUUGCCCCGUCGCUCGCUUGGCUCGUGUGGGAUUGGAGGAUACUCGCUCUCCUUUCCUCGGCGCCCAUCCUCCUGCUCCUGCUGCUGUACAGGUGGAUCCCUGAGUCCUCCUCUUGGCUCAUAACCCGUGGCCGCUCCCAGCUGGCUACUAAACAGCUGGAAAAAGUAGCCAAGGUUAACAAACGGACGCUUCCAGGUGAGAGAGUCAACCAACUGGUUUCUGAAGGCGAAGAUAAAUCUGACGAGGCAGCUGGAGAGGUGGCCAGCCGGUCUGUGAUACAGGUGGUGAGGUACCGCCACCUGAGGAACAGCAUUUUGCUCGUGCUGUUGGUGUGGAUGUUAGGAUGCAUGUGUUACUACGGGCACUGCCAGAACACCGCGCACCUGGGUUCCAACAUGUUCACAAGCUACCUACUCGGAGCGGCGGUCGAGAUCCCGUCUUGGUCGGCGCCUUGGCUCAUCAACCGGCUGGGUCGACGUCUUCCUCUCACCGUUUUGUUCCUGCUCUCCGGUGGUGCCAGUGUCCUCUAUGCCCUCGUGCCCCUGGAUAUGGAAUGGUUGUCCCUGACCCUGGCGCUGGUGGGCCGCUCGACGAUCACAGGGGCGUACUAUAUCACCCUCCAGUACGGCCCCGAGGUCUUCCCGACGGUGGUGAGAGGCCAGGGCGUGGCUCUGGCGGAGACCUUGGGGGGGAUCGCUAUCUUCCUGUCGCCCUCCAUCGUCUACCUGGGAGAGAUUCUCACGACACUGCCACUCCUGGUGUUCGGAGGGCUAUCGGUGAUUGGUGGAGCCGCCACGCUUUUCCUGCCGGAGACGAACGGCGUGGUGCUGCCCCAGACGCUGCCUCAGGCGGAGAGGUUCUGCCACCGCGCUGCCCGGCCCUUCUGCAGGUCGAAGAUUGAAGAGGAGACGGAGAUGGAGGCAGCGACUUAACAAUAAGAUCAGGAACGAAUUGCAAUAAGUAUGGG
Messenger RNA from Penaeus monodon (black tiger shrimp), 1851 nucleotides. RefSeq names its product organic cation transporter 1-like. Gene Ontology annotation, cellular component: membrane. The record is from RefSeq and is a predicted model, not a curated record. Lineage: Eukaryota; Metazoa; Arthropoda; Malacostraca; Decapoda; Penaeidae. Gene Ontology annotation, molecular function: transmembrane transporter activity. Gene Ontology annotation, biological process: transmembrane transport.